AUGAAGGCCUCCGCUGUCAUCGUCCCCGUCGCUCUCAUGAUCGCUCAGCCUGCUCAGGCUAGCAUCGGCCGCGCCGGUGGUCUAGCCGCCGAUUUCUUCGGCGGCGGCAUUGCCGAGCUCUUCACCGAAGUCUUCGGCAAGCGCAGUGGCUUUGUCACCACUGUUCGCUCUCGCCAGGUUGAGGGCGUCCCCGAGUUUGAGUACCAACGCUGCCGCGACGACAUUUCUGGCCUGACCAUUACCGCCACUGCCCCCUCUGCCACUGAGAUCCAGUUCUCGGGCGUUCCCCCCACCUGCAUGAACCUGGCCAACGUGCUCGUCGGCGACGGCACCGGGCCCUUCGCCCUCCCCUGCGGCUCUGACUGCCUCUCCUACAGCAACCUUACUCCUGAGCAGUACAACCAGCUUGCUGAUGCUCUCCGUCCUUACGCCUAA
Messenger RNA from Colletotrichum aenigma, 435 nucleotides. RefSeq lists its product as uncharacterized. The coding region runs from base 1 to 435 and encodes 144 amino acids. The record is from RefSeq and is a predicted model, not a curated record. Lineage: Eukaryota; Fungi; Ascomycota; Sordariomycetes; Glomerellales; Glomerellaceae. The transcript is spliced from 2 exons.